Micromonas pusilla CCMP1545 is the source of this 597-nucleotide messenger RNA. RefSeq names its product photosystem I subunit V (gene PSAG). Lineage: Eukaryota; Viridiplantae; Chlorophyta; Mamiellophyceae; Mamiellales; Mamiellaceae. Gene Ontology annotation, cellular component: membrane; photosystem I. The coding region runs from base 1 to 420 and encodes 139 amino acids. Gene Ontology annotation, biological process: photosynthesis. The transcript has a single exon. The record is from RefSeq and is a predicted model, not a curated record.
AUGGCCUGCCUCCGCGCCCCCGCGCUCCCCGCGCGCGCAUCGCCCGCGACGUUCGCGUCCAAGACUCGCAAGUCCCUCGCGGUGCGAUCCACCGGCGGCGCUCGCAAGGUGUCGACGAACGCGUUCAGCGACGUGAACGUCGUCAUCUCCGGCUGCAACGCGCUCGCGCUCGCGCUCGGAAGGUUCGUCUGGCUCCCGAGCAUCCGCGAGAAGACGGCGAUGCAAGGGCCGGGGGUGCAAAACGGCGAGUCGCACUUCGCCGCGGGCGACGCGCGCGCGGAGGAGGCUGCCUCCGUGUUCGCGACGAACGAUCCCGCCGGGUUCACGAUCGUGGAUCUCCUCAUGUGGGGGUCCAUCGGUCACGUGGUCGGGUACUCCGCGCUCGCGUCCCAGUCCUUCGUCGACGUCUUCGGGAAGUGAGCGACGACGACGCGACGGAUGGCGGACGCGUUCGUUGUUCGUGGAAAGAUUCAAGUUCACGUCGAGAGAUGACUAGAGUGACGAUUAGGUCCGGAGGAGAGACGAGGAGAGAGAGAGAGAGAGAAGCCGACGAACUACUUGAGCAAUUCGAUGUCACCACCACUAACGUGUACUACU